AUGCUGAGGAAAUGGGCAGAGAGGUCCUUGUUCUCAACAAGCUAUAGAAUAAUGGCUGAUUAAACAAGCACCCCAGUACGUGAAUAAUUAAAACUUGGGAAGGGCACAACAGGGAGCCCCAAGAGGGAGAAAAGGGAAGGUCCCCAGGAAUGGCCUCUGGGGAAGUGACACUCGAGCGUGAAAAAGGAAAAGCAGGCCCUGACCUGGCUCUUCACAUGCAUUAUCUCUCAGACCCGUAUGGUGGGUAUCGUUAUCCCCAUUUUUCAGAUGGGGAAAUGGAGGCAAAGAGAGGGUUCGACAACCAAUCCUGUAAAGGCUUGCAGGUCAUCACUGUGUCAUACGGUCUCCCAGGCAUCUUACUUUGCCCUGUGACACAAGUAACAGUGUGCUCCAUGUCACCUUAGCGUGUGAGACAUGCCAGCCAGCUCCCAAGCCCCCCCUCAGAUCCCCCUUGCCCACCUAGCCGUGGGUCCUGGUGUGCCUAGAGUGAACUCUGUCCUGUCACUGGCCCCUGCCACCCAGUGGCAGAAUGUGAUCCCAGGUCAGGCAGUGGUUCUGAGUAGCCAUAGGAAUGAUCAGCUGGGGCUGGGGGAUUCGAGGAAAGCUUCCUGGGGAAGGGUGGGAUCCAGACAGGCCCGAAGUGGAAAAAGGUUCUUCCAGUAAUGGGAGGGGGCUUCACACACGCAAAGGCUCAGAAACAAAGAAUGGAGCACGGCUACAGCGUAGAAGAGAUGGGAGGCAAAGAAAAUAGGGUCCGGUUUGCAGAAAGCCUUAACGGUCUGGUGGAGGGGCUGGAACCUGGUGCUGAUGGGAGGGAUCUCAUUUGCUUGUGUCAGCAAGGAGGUCAGCAGGGCUGAGCUGGGGAGGGAGGGUGUCUGGACACCAGGCUGGGAACCAUGGCUCUGUCCCCAUCACAGCAUCUCUUUCAGAUUUCUCUUGGUGAUGCACUUCUGAGUGUUCUGCUGAGGAACGAUGGGAAGUCAGCCCAGCAGGGGGAAAGCCUUUCCAAGCCCAAGCCUGAGCCCCCGUGUGCAAGGCCAGGGUCCUGAGCCCAUGCAAGCAGAGAGGAGCAAGGCCAAAGCUGUGGCCUUGGGCAGUUUCCCGGUAGGCGAGCAGGCAGAGCUGUCUCUGAGACUGGGGGAGCCAUUGACCGUCGUCUCUGAGGAUGGAGACUGGUGGACGGUGCUGUCGGACAUCUCAGGCAGAGAGUACAUCUUCCCCAGCAACCACGUGGCCAAAAUCUCCCAUGGGUGGUUAUAUGAGGGCCUGAGCCGGGAGAAAGCUGAGGAACUUCUGCUGCUGCCUGGAAACCCAGGAGGGGCCUUCCUCAUCCGGGAGAGCCAGACCAGGAGAGGCUGUUACUCCCUGUCGGUCCGCCUCAGCCGCCCUGCAUCCUGGGACCGGAUCAGACACUAUAGGAUCCAACGCCUUGACAAUGGCUGGCUGUACAUCUCACCACGCCUCACCUUCCCCUCACUCCAGGCCCUGGUGGACCAUUACUCUGAGCUGGCGGAUGACAUCUGCUGCCUACUCAAGGAGCCCUGUGCCCUGCGGAGGGCCGGCCCACUCCCUGGCAAGUCCAUACCUCUACCUGUGACUGUGCAGAGGACACCACUCAACUGGAAAGAGCUGGACAGCUCUCUCCUAUUCUCCGAAGCAUCUGCCACAGGGGAGGAGUCCCCCCUCAGUGAGGGACUCCGGGAGGCCCUUACCUCCUACAUCAGCCUGACUGAUGACAUCUCCUUGGACGAUGCCAAGGCCCAAAGCAGAGGCCGAAAGGGGAACCAAGGCUGCAGCACCUAGAACCCCAACUCAGCUCAGCCUGACUGAGCACCCCAGAGGCAAAGGCUGUGCAGAGUGAGGGGAGGGCUGGGACACAGAGGCACAGCCAGAGUCCCACCCCAAUCCUCUGUUCCUUCCUCUCUCAGCCCUAGGAAGUCACCUAACCUCCUCCCAGUGCCAUGACCCGACCUACAGCCUCUAGUUCAGGUAAAGACGAGUUGAGAACAGGGCCAGGACUCGAGAGAGACUAGAUGUCCUCGGCGUGACCAGCCAGCUCCCAAGUCUGGGCGUCCCAGUACCACGCCCCUCCCUCUGCCUGCUGAGUCUCAUUCUACCCCCCACAACCACUCCCACAAAGCAGAGAACGCCCACUAGCAUCAGGAGAAAAAAAUAAUCAUUUAAGGAAAACUGACCAGUCUCACUCAGAAUGCCACCACACCUCAGAAGGUAGAACUACGGCCUAGAAGGGACAGGAAGGAAGAGGGGGAUGGGUGGCUUAAACGGCAGCAGAACCUGGGCUCUCCAGCUUCCACCUGACCGCCAUGGCAAAGAGCAGGACCUCUGACAGUCCAGGUCCUCCAAGUCCCUAUUAAGCCCCUUCUCUGGACAGUCCUAGCUCUCAGAUCUUGCAUUUUGUGGCUCAUCAUUUGAACCUGGCUAAGCUUUCUCGGCUACAACAGCCUUGCCGUCUUGUAGCCAAAUGCAAAGGACACCAUCCGAGCGCAGCACGCCGCAGUGAGCUUAGGCGUGUCCCUCAGUGCUGAGCGGGAGCAUCAGGGCAUCGGAAGGUGGUAAGCCCUCCCUCCACAGAGUCAAGGCCACAGCCCACACCAACUCCAGCCCUUGAUUUCCCUGCUGCACAUUAAGGGAAAGAAGCCUGGAUAGAGCUGUUAAGGGAGCAGGGAGAGGAGGAAAAGGGAAGGGGGAAGGGGAUGGGAGGGCACCACCUCUACUGCUCCUGUUGGAUUCUGAAGCUAGAGGUGAGGUGGGAAAGGCUUUACCAGGUAUCACCAACAGGGGCUCAAUUAAAGAUGUGAUUUAUUCAAGUUUCUGGAAAACAUUCUACAAUGA
Messenger RNA from Kogia breviceps (pygmy sperm whale), 2853 nucleotides. RefSeq names its product Src like adaptor 2 (gene SLA2). Gene Ontology annotation, cellular component: plasma membrane; COP9 signalosome; cytoplasm. The record is from RefSeq and is a predicted model, not a curated record. Gene Ontology annotation, molecular function: phosphotyrosine residue binding; epidermal growth factor receptor binding. Lineage: Eukaryota; Metazoa; Chordata; Mammalia; Artiodactyla; Physeteridae. Gene Ontology annotation, biological process: signal transduction; regulation of MAPK cascade.